Ilex paraguariensis (yerba mate) is the source of this 1065-nucleotide messenger RNA. Lineage: Eukaryota; Viridiplantae; Streptophyta; Magnoliopsida; Aquifoliales; Aquifoliaceae. The record is from the annotation of a GenBank genome assembly.
AUGGCAAAGAGAGAUGAAGGAACAUAUCUUUUUCUAAUUCUUUCCUUAGCCAUUUUUGUUCCUCACUUGGCUAAUGCCACAGUUCCGGCCAUUUUCGUACUAGGAGACUCAACUGCAGAUGUUGGAACUAACUCUUUGUUGCCCGAUAGCCUGGCAAGAGCUGACUUUCCUUUCAACGGUAUCGACUUUCCCCACUCCAGGCCAACGGGGAGGUUCAGUAAUGGAUUCAACAGUGCUGAUUUUCUUGCCAAGCUAACGGGGUUCAAGAGAAGCCCACUUCUUCUGAGCCUCAAGUCUGGUCUCCCAAACCGUCUCUGUCGAGGCGUAAACUUUGCCUCAGGAGGGUCUGGCCUUCUUGAUAUAACUGGACAAACGCUGAAAGUUGUGCCAUUAUCAGAGCAGAUCAAGCAAUUUGCCAGAGUCUGCCACAAUCUUACCGCUUUAAGGGGUCCGGCAUCGACCGAAAAACUGCUUUCUAGACCUGUGUUCUGCAUCAGCAUAGGAAGCAAUGACAUUUUUGGCUAUUUCCUGACCAAUAGUACUGUGCCUAAGGAAGAGUUUAUAACCAUUCUCAUCUCUAUGCUUAUGCUAUUUUGGAGCCUAUACAGCCUGGGAGCAAGGAAGUUUGGCAUUAUAAGUGUGCCAACAAUAGGGUGCUGUCCAGCCCAAAGAAUUUUCAAUUCCACUGGUGGUUGUUUGGAGGCCAUGAAUGACUUUUCUAGAGCUGUCUAUUCAGCACUUGAUUCCCUCUUGUGCAAAAUCAGCUCAGAGCUUCCAGGGAUGAAGUACUCACUUGGAAAUACAUAUGAAAUGUUAUACAAAACCCUUCUUCUUUCCUUAAAAGUUAAGAACGGGGACACGGCAUGUUGUGGAUUCGGAACACUGAAUGCAGAACAACCUUGUAAUGCAACAGCCAAUCUUUUUUCAAAUCGCCGGGAUUACCUAUUCUGGGAUCUGUAUCACCCUAGUCAAGCUGCCUCUCGUCUGGCAACCAUAACACUUGACGGUGAUGGACCAAGAUUCGUCUCCCCCAUUAACUUUGCUCAGUUGGCUGAGGAUAAUUAG